This is a messenger RNA of Erigeron canadensis, 1120 nucleotides long. RefSeq lists its product as uncharacterized. The transcript is spliced from 3 exons. Bases 83 to 1120 code for a protein of 345 amino acids. NCBI's taxonomy places the organism in Eukaryota, Viridiplantae, Streptophyta, Magnoliopsida, Asterales, Asteraceae. The record is from RefSeq and is a predicted model, not a curated record.
CCAACAUAAAACCAAACAUGGCCACCCACCACCAUCUUUCAUCAUCAUGAUAUUAUGACAUCGUGAAACCAAGAACACAAAAAUGGAUCAACCACCGAGGGUUCGAGUCCCUCUCGUCCUCUUCGUUUUAGUUAUCGUGACCCUUUGUGUCAUCUUUAUCGGAUCAAAUAGAGCCCGAUAUGGACCCAUUGGUGCCAUAACUCAUAAAUUCGAUCCUCGUGUCAAAAAUUUGAUCAUGCAUCCAAGGCAUGUAGAUGACUUAGAAAAGGCAUUGUCUGGAGCUUCAACGCGAUUCAAAACGGUGAUCAUAACGAUUGUAAAUAAAGCCUACGUUGAAGGAGAGAAUUCAAUGCUUGAUAUAUUUUUGGAUGGGUUUUGGAUGGGAGAAAAUACUCGGCCACUUGUUAAUCAUCUUUUAGUCGUGGCAGUCGAUCAAACAGCAUAUGAACGAUGCAUGUUUCGUCGAUUACAUUGUUACAAGUUAAAAACGGAUGGUGUUGAUUUUGUUGGCGAAAAGAUGUAUAUGUCGGAUGAUUUUAUCAAAAUGAUGUGGCAAAGAACACUUUUUCUUGGACAUGUUCUUAAGCGUGGAUACAACUUCAUCUUCACCGAUACCGAUGUAUUAUGGUUUAGAGAUCCAUUUCCUAGGCUAGAUAUAGACGAUAGCAUAGAUCUUGAGAUCAGCGUUGACAAGUUUAACGGCGACCAAUGGUCAGAAACGGACCAACUGAUCAACACGGGUUUCUAUAUCAUCAAAUCAAACAGCAAGACCAUAACCUUGUUCGACGAAUGGUACGCAAGGAAGGACAACUCAACGGGGAUGAAAGAACAAGACGUUCUUCUUGAACUAAUGAGGAAAGGUGCAUUUAGAAGGCUAGGCCUUAAAGUUAGGUUCUUGGACACUAUUUUUUUCAGUGGAAUUUGUGAAGAUAGUAGAGAUGUUAGGGCUGUUGUAACUAUACAUGCAAAUUGUUGUAGGAGUAUUAAAGCCAAAGUGCAGGAUUUAAAGAGGAUUAUGCAUGAUUGGCAGAGGUUUAAGGAUUCUAAUCCCAUUGAUGAUCAGAAUUUUCAAUUUACUUGGUCAAAUCACUCUGCCUGUCUUGAAUCAUGGGAUCAAUGA